This is a messenger RNA of Neoarius graeffei (lesser salmon catfish), 2903 nucleotides long. RefSeq names its product secretory carrier membrane protein 4 (gene scamp4). Gene Ontology annotation, biological process: protein transport. The record is from RefSeq and is a predicted model, not a curated record. The coding region runs from base 213 to 908 and encodes 231 amino acids. Lineage: Eukaryota; Metazoa; Chordata; Actinopteri; Siluriformes; Ariidae. Gene Ontology annotation, cellular component: trans-Golgi network membrane; recycling endosome membrane. The transcript is spliced from 7 exons.
CCCCCUGGAUCCGUUUCCGUUAUUCUCGAGACCGCCAGCAUUACAUACUGCAUCCAUAUCAAAGUUAAUAUUCCUACAGCUCGUCCAGUGUACACAAAUCUGAAGGGUUUUUGCUGCUUUUUCUACAUUUCCACUGCAGUCGUGCUGUGUUUUGUUAAUGUUUGCUUUUCUUUUUCUUUUCUCCUCUUUUAAUAUAUCACAGAGACCUGACAAUGACAGAGCGAGUCAAUAACUUCCCACCUCUGCCCAAGUUUUUGCGUGUUAAGCCGUGUUUCUACCAAAAUGUUGAGGAGGAAAUUCCCCAGCCUCACCAACAGAUUGUUAAAAGAGUUUACAAGCUUUGGAUCUUGUACUCGAUUACACUCUGCGUCAAUCUGGUGUCCUGCAUAGCCUGGGUGGCGGGCGGAGGCAGUGCCAUUAACCUUGGGCUUGGUCUCCUGUGGCUUGUGCUGUUCAGUCCCUGCGGAUACACCUGCUGGUUCAGGCCCCUUUACAAGGCUUUUAGGGCUGACAGUUCAUUUAACUUCAUGGCGUUCUUCUUCAUUUUCUUCCUUCAGUGUGUUCUUGCUCUCAUUCAGACCCUGGGAAUUAACAACUGGGGUGCAUGUGGCUGGAUAGCUACAGUGAUGUUUUUCAGCACUAAUGUGGGCUCUGGGGUGGUUAUGCUCAUCUCCUCUCUGCUCUUCACUGGAGUCACUGUGCUGAUGGGACUGGCUCUUAUCAGGGUUCACAGGUUAUACCGUGGUGGUGGGGGCAGCUUUCAGCGUGCACAGGAAGAAUGGAACACUGGUGCGUGGAAGAGUGCCCCUGUGAGAGAAGCUGGCUUCAAUGCCAUUGCUGAGACCGGCCCCAGUCUCCCCCAGUACCCCGCUUCUGUGCCCAGCUACCCAGAAAACAGGCCGUGGUGAUAAACCACUCUGAACUCCAGAUGGAGCCAGAAUGCUCCUUUCUCCUGCACAUUCAUCAUCUCGGUCAUCUCAUGAAUCUGUGUGAACAGCAUGACUGAAACGUUGACACUACAAAAAAAAGGACUUUUUUAAAAAAAAACAAACAUCCACUGUAUAUUUGUUUACAAACUGCAUCACAAAAGUGGCUGCAUAAGAAACAUCUCGGUUACAUUCCGAUUGAUACAAGUAAUAUUACUGCAUAAACACAAUCGAUUGGAUCGAUGCUGCUCACACUAAAGUAGCGACAGCUUUUCCAGAGCCUUUCACGCUAAAUGUGAGAAGUGUAAUACUUUAAAUCGCAACACUAUUUAUUUUUGCCAAAUGAUGCCUUACAUCACAAUCUCCACACUGCACCAUCAUGAUAUAAUUUGUUUUCUGUGAUUUUUAAAAAAGUAUGUACUUUUUGUCAGAAAACAGAUGUCAUUUGUCUGGCCUUUUAAUUCACCGAAGAUGUGCAGAGGAGUUGCAUGCUUUUCAGCUUGCCAAGAACAUUUCAUUUUUUUUCCACUGAAGUGCACCUUUUUUUUUUUAACCACUUUUUCUCUGCUGUUCAGAAUUUCUGCCUCACCUCCUCAAUUUCUCCAUUAUAUCUAGCAUGUGUAAAAAACAAACUUUCUUUAUUCUAUCUAGCAUGUGAUAUGUAAAAUAUACAGUACUGUACAAAAGUCUUAGGCAUGUGGAAAGAAAUGCUGUCGACCAAAAAUGGCUUAAAAAGUAAUGAAAUUAAAAUUUUCAACAUGGAAAAAAUACUAUAAACAGCAGUAAGCCAGGGCGGCACGGUGGUGUAGUGGUUAGCGCUGUCGCCUCACAGCAAGAAGGUCCUGGGUUCGAGCCCCGUGGCCGGCGAGGGCCUUUCUGUGCGGAGUUUGCAUGUUCUCCCCGUGUCCGCGUGGGUUUCCUCCGGGUGCUCCGGUUUCCCCCACAGUCCAAAGACAUGCAGGUUAGGUUAACUGGUGACUCUAAAUUGACCGUAGGUGUGAGUGUGAAUGGUUGUCUGUGUCUAUGUGUCAGCCCUGUGAUGACCUGGCGACUUGUCCAGGGUGUACCCCGCCUUUCGCCCGUAGUCAGCUGGGAUAGGCUCCAGCUUGCCUGCGACCCUGUAGAAGGAUAAAGCGGCUAGAGAUAAUGAGAUGAGAUGAGCAGUAAGCCAUAAUAAAUGAAAAAGUCAAUAGUUGGUGUGAGACGACCCUUUGCUUUUAAAAAAAAAAGUAAUCUCAGGUACAAUGAAUGCAGUUUUAUAAGGAAAUGAGCUGUAGGUUUUACUGAGCAUUUUGCAGAACCAGCCACAGUUCUUCUGGACACUCUGUCACGCUCGCUUCUUCAUUUUGCACCAAAGCCUUCAUUAUGUUUUCUUUUUUUCAUCUGAAAAGUGCUCUCUUUAUGUAAUACGCUGCUCAGAUACAAGCAUUUUUUUUCUGUAACAUUUAAUUUUGUGCUGAAAAAUGAAUGUUUGGAACUCUAAAGUGUUUUUGAACUGACGUGAUAAUGUUGAAGCCGUAAAAUAGAAAUCUAUAACAAAGGUUGUAUGAAAAAAGGGUGCCCAAGACUUUUGCACAGUACUGUGUAUAUGUAAUUUUUUUUUUUUUUGCCAAAAGUUCUGCAGUUUUGCAAGUGGAUUUCUAGUCAGGCAAGAUUAUUUGGUCAAUGCUUUUCCUUUUGUCUGCUUUCGGAUAACCACUGCUUUUGAGUUCAGUGCCCUGCUGUUCAGGUAUCCAUUCCUUUAGCGGGUGUUGCAGCUAAUAUUCUUAAUUGUCAUGUUCCUGUUAGGAGCUGUAUGUUUACAAAGUGGCCAUGUUAACCUACGUUUGAGGGCUUAUGAGUGCAGAACUUCAUCCUGACUUGAUUAACAUGAUUAAAAACAUUAAUUCUGGUUUGGUAAGAUUGUGAAUGUGUAAAAUAUAUUACAAAGAUGACUAACUUGUGGCAAUUUAAUAAAAACAAUCUUUUUGAAUGCUU